AUGGGCGGCCUCAAAAUCCUCAGCGACUCCGUUGUCCACGACAUCCUGAUCAACCUGAAUAACGAUGGCAUCUUCCGACUUCGAGACUCCCUUCUGAAGUGCUUAGUCGACGUCUCCAACGGCUCCGAACGAGACUACCAACCUUCUGUCGGCGUGGUGAACCGGCCCGAAGGCCAAAAGUGCCUCUUCCGACCGUUCUCUUCCUCCGCAAGCUUCGGAACCAAGAUCGUCGUCACACCAGCGCCAUCUUCCAAGGCCGCCGGGGCUCUACACGGCAUCGUCACUCUCUGCGACCAAGAUGGCUAUCCCACCGGCAUCAUCAACGCUGAAGAGUUGACAGGCUACAGGACGACUCUUUCCGCCCUGAUCCCUUACAUCUGGCGCCGUUAUACCGACCACAUCGUCGUCUUUGGUGCCGGUAAACAAGCGCUCUGGCAUCUACGCCUGGCGCUGGCACUGCGAGCAGAUGAGAUCAAGUCAAUCACAGUCGUGAAUCGUUCCGAAGACCGGGCGCAACAGCUGAUUAGCCGAAUCAAGGAGGAGAAUGCUCAGCGAUGGAAGUCUUCAACAACUAUUGAAUACCUGGGUUCGUCGCAACCUGAUUACGACACGAAGAUCCGGGAACAUCUCGCUAUUGCCGAUGCAAUUUUUUGUACUGUCGGAACUACAAGCCCGUUGUUCCCCGCCGACUAUAUGACGAAAGGAAGAAAGACUGCUCGUUACCCGUUCAUUUCAGCUGUUGGAUCGUGGCAACCAGACAUGAUCGAAUUGGAUCCCAACCUGCUCAUCCACGCUGCAGGCGAUGUCGGUGAGGGAUUCCGAAGGAGUAAGGAGUCAAAGGGGGCGGUGCUCGUUGACGAUCGCGAAGGAGCCAUGCAUCAUGCUGGCGAGGUUGUUCAGAGCAAACUUCCUUUUGAAAGCUUCGUGGAGGUUGGCGAGGUGGCGCGUUCACAAGAGACCGGGAGUAACCCCGAGCUUCUGAGAUGGAUCGCAGAGGGGCUGGUCGUUUACAAAAACAUCGGAGUCAGCACCACCGAUCUUGCGAUUGGAAAUGCACUGUUGGCUCUUGCUGAUGAACGAGGAGCUGGGGUGUCUGUGUCUGACUUCUAA
This is a messenger RNA of Colletotrichum karsti, 1110 nucleotides long. RefSeq names its product proline utilization protein. The record is from RefSeq and is a predicted model, not a curated record. Bases 1 to 1110 code for a protein of 369 amino acids. Lineage: Eukaryota; Fungi; Ascomycota; Sordariomycetes; Glomerellales; Glomerellaceae. The transcript has a single exon. Gene Ontology annotation, cellular component: cytoplasm.